This is a messenger RNA of Oncorhynchus keta (chum salmon), 3951 nucleotides long. RefSeq names its product melatonin receptor type 1A like (gene mtnr1al). Bases 15 to 1049 code for a protein of 344 amino acids. Gene Ontology annotation, molecular function: melatonin receptor activity. Gene Ontology annotation, biological process: G protein-coupled receptor signaling pathway. Gene Ontology annotation, cellular component: membrane. The transcript has 2 exons. Lineage: Eukaryota; Metazoa; Chordata; Actinopteri; Salmoniformes; Salmonidae. The record is from RefSeq and is a predicted model, not a curated record.
AACGGACAAGGACCAUGCAGGACAUACUGUCCCUGACGUUAAAGGAUGAAGUGAGGAUGGUUGAAGAUACUGUGGCCCCUAGAAACUCUUCUUCACAAGGGGGUGGCAGGGACACAGAGGGGCAUCCUUACCCGUUGGUGGUCACUCUACUGGCAACAGUCCUGAUCCUAACUAUUGUGGUAGACAUUCUGGGGAACCUGUUGGUCAUCUUGUCUGUCUUCAGGAACAGGAAGCUCAGGAAAGCAGGAAAUGCCUUUGUGGUGAGUUUGGCUCUGGCAGACCUGGUGGUGGCGAUCUACCCUUACCCUCUGGUUCUGACAGCCAUCUUUCACAACGGCUGGAUCGCCGGGUACAUCCACUGCCAGAUCAGCGGCUUCCUGAUGGGCCUGAGCGUCAUCGGCUCCAUCUUCAACAUCACCGGCAUCGCCAUCAACCGCUACUGCUACAUAUGUCACAACCUGAAGUACGACAAGCUCUUCUCCAACCAGAACACCGUGUGUUACGUCAUCCUGGUGUGGGCGCUGACUGUGUUGGCCAUCGUGCCCAACUGGUUUAUGGAGUCUCUGCAGUACGACCCGAGGGUCUACUCGUGUACCUUCGCCCAGUCGGUGAGUUCCUUGUACACCAUCACCGUGGUCGUGGUUCACUUCAUCCUCCCCAUCAGUAUCGUCACGUACUGCUACCUGAGGAUCUGGAUCCUGGUCUUACAGGUGAGGAGACGGGUGAAACCGGACACGAGGCCCAAGAUCAAACCACACGACUUCCGUAUCUUCCUGACUAUGUUUGUGGUGUUUGUGUUGUUCGCUGUCUGCUGGGCUCCUCUGAACUUCAUUGGGCUGGCGGUGGCUAUCAACCCCAGACUGGGAGUGAAUAUCCCUGAGUGGCUCUUCACAGCCAGCUACUUCAUGGCCUAUUUCAACAGCUGCCUCAACGCAGUCAUCUACGGAGUGCUCAACCAUAACUUCAGGAAGGAGUACAAAAGGAUAGUUCUAAUCAUUUUCAAGUUCCACUGCAGAGGGUUCGCUAGGGCUUCGGAACUGCACUGCUGAGGGUUCCGUAGGGUUCUGGAACAGCACGGCUGAGGGUUCCGUAGGGUUCUGGAACAGCACUGUUGAGGGUUCUGUAGGGUUCCGGAACAGCACUGCUGAGGGUUCUGGAGGGUUCCAUAGGAUUCUGGAACAGCACGGUUGAGAGUUCCAUUGGGUUCUGUGACAGGAAAGACUGAGACUAAAACACUGUGCCAGGAUGGGGGAUGAGUCAAAUGAUGAUGUCUUGGUCAAAGUCAGAGCUGUUGGCAAUGUCACAAUCAUCUGUCAGCAAGCUUUGAGUUACAAAUUCUGAAACUUUGGGUUUGAUCUCACACCUUUUCCAUGGGUUGUCCAUCUUGCAUUUUCCCUGGAAGCGUUUUAGUAUGGAUCUGAGUGUAAUGAAAAGUUGAAUGCCAAUCUGUUGAAGUACAUUGUUUGGUCAUGAUGUAAAAUCAACAUCGUUACACAUGUUACCAUUUCUUUUACUGCACAACUCAAUUCAAAUACAUAUUCAUAAGCAAUUGACUGCACUUCCAUUAAAUACCCAAUCCUACCUAUCCCUUUAAACAAUGUCCAAUUCAAACUCCACACAUUUGCUUAAUCGAAACAAAGAAUGAGGAACGGAAAACAAUAAUUAAUUCAUUUAAAAAAAUGUAUACCGGUAGAUACAGUUGAAGUCGGAAGUUUAUAUACACUUAGGUUGAAGUCAUUCAAACUCGUUUUUCAACCACUCCACAAAUUUCUUGUUAACAAACUAUAGUUUUGGCAAGUCGGUUAGGACAUCUACUUUGUGCAUGACACAAGUAAUUUGUCCAACAAUUGUUUACACACAGAUUAUUUCACUUAUAUUUCACUGUAUCAUAAUUCCAGUGGGUCAGAAGUUUACAUACACUAAUUUGACUGUGCCUUUAAACAGCUUGGAAAAUUUCAGAAAAUUAUGUCAUGGCUUUAGGAGCUUCUGAUAGGCUAAUUGACAUCAUUUGAGUCAAUUGGAGGUGUACCUGUGGAUGUAUUUCAAGGCCUACCUUCAAACUCAGUGCUUCUUUGCUUGACAUCAUGGGAAAAUCAAAAGAAAUAAGCCUAUACCUCAGGAAAUAAAUUGUUAUCCUCCACAAGUCUGGUUCAUCUUUGGGAGCAAUUUCCAAACACCUGAAGGUACCACGUUCAUCUGUACAAACAAUAGUUCACAAGUAUAAACACACUGGGACCACGCAGCCAUCAUACCACUCAGGAAGGAGACGCAUUCUGUCUCCUAGAGAUGAAUGUACUUUGGCGUGAAAAGUGCAAAUCAAUCCCAGAACAACAGCAAAGGAUCAUGUAAAGAUACUGGAGGAAACAGGUACAAAAGUAUCUAUAUCCACAGUAAAACAAGUCUUAUAUGGACUUAGCCUGAAAGGCCGCUCAGCAAGGAAGAAGCCACUGCUCCAAAACCGCCAUAAAAAAGCCAGACUACGGUUUGCAACUGCACAUGGGGACAAAGAUCAUAGUUUUUGGAGAAAUGUCCUCCGGUCUGAUGAAACAAAAACAUAACUUUUUUGCCAUAAUGAACAUCGUUAUGCUUGGAGGAAAAAGGGUGAUGCUUGCAAGCCGAAGAAUACCAUCCCAACCGUGAAGUACGGGGGUGGCAGCAUCAUGUUGUGGGGGUACUUUGCUGCAGGAGGGACUGGUGCACUUCACAAAAUAGAUGGCGUCAUGAGGAAGGAAAAUUAUGUGGAUAUAUUGAAGCAACAUCUCAAGACCUCAGUCAGGAAGUUAAAGCUUGGUCGCAAAUGGCCCCAAGCAUAUUUAUAUUUAUUGCCUUAACUCCCUUAUCUUACCUCAUUUGCACUCAAACUUUUUUUUGUUUUCUUUUGUUCUAUUGUAUUAUUGACUGUAUGUUUGGUUUAUUCCAUGUGUAACUCUGCGUUGAUGUAUGUGUCGAAUUGCUAUGCUUUAUCUUGGCCAGGUCGCAGUUGCAAAUGAGAACAUGUUCUCAACUAGCCUACCUGGUUAAAUAAAGGUGAAAUAUAUAUUUUUUUAAAUACAUCCCAAGUUCUAGCUAAAUGGCUUAAGGACAACAAAGUCAAUGUAUUGGAGUGGCCAUCACAAAGCCCUGACCUCAAUCCCAUAGAAUAUUUGAGGGCAGAACUGAAAAAGCAUGUGUGAGCAAGGAGGCCUUACAAACCUGACUCAGUUACAUCACUUCUGUCAGGAGCAAUGGGCCAGAUUUCACCCAACUUAUUGUGGGAAGCUUGUGGAAGGCUACCCGGAACAUUUGAUCCAAGUUAAACAAUGUAAAGGCAAUACUACCAAAUACUAAUUGAGUGUAUGUACACUUCUGACCCACUGGGAAUGUGAUGAAAGAAAUUAAAGCUGAAAUAAAUAAUUUUCUGUACUAUUAUUCUGACAUUUCACAUUCUUAAAAUAAAGUGGUGAUCCUAACUGACCUAAAACAUGGACUUUUUUACUAGGAUUAAAUGUCAAUAAUUGUGAAAACUGAGUUUAAAUGUAUUUGGCUAAGGUGUAUGUAAACUUCCAACUUCAACUGUAUUUGAUGCGUCACAAUACUUCAUUAUAAGGUCCAAUGAGACUGGUAACGUGGGAUGGGAAUAUCGAUUGGCCAAUUAGCUGCAACUACCCAAUCCUAGGUCCAACACAAAUGUGUUUUACUUGUUUAAUUCAAAUGAUAAAAUAUAAGGACACAAUUAAGGAAAUGUUUAGUUUUUUCAUAGUUAUUAAAAAUAGCCAAUGAAGAAAUGUGUAAGGAUCGAUGCUGGAGACGAGAAGCAGGUACAGGGAGUGGACAUUUAAUGAAACAACGGACAUGAAACAGAACAGGAUCAGCGUCUGGACAGGAGUAGAAAUAACGACAUCAAUGCCGACACAGGGAACACAUUUAGGAGCAGACAGAAAUAGAGGGGGUAAUCAACAAAGUAAUGGAGUC